CGUCGAACUUGUGCUGUUUCAUGGAUCAACAUGCACCAGUGAGCGUCGCACAGCCGCCAUCAGUGCCAUCACCGCCGCCCGACCCGCGAACGACCAAACAGGAUGCCAUCAAACAGCUGGCGGAGGCCGGCAGUGGCGAUGGCUCUGUCUGGUCGCAGCUGCUGAGUAACCCCUUCUUCACUGCAGGAUUUGGUCUGGCCGGGCUGGGAGCUGCAAUGCGAUAUGGCGCACAGGGUCUGAGGAGAGCUGGCGAUCUGCUGCGGCAUCGAAUGCUGGUAGAUCUGGAGAUCACCAGACAUGACAAGUCGUAUCCGUGGGUCCUGGACUGGAUGACCACCCAUUAUCAGAGUCAACUUGCUCCUCCAGGAUCUCGCAAGCAAGUUGGUGCGCUGGAGGCCAUCAUCCGUCGCUUCACCCCAGGUCUGCAUCAUCUUCAGAUCAACACUGAAGUCGUCAAGACUGCGGGUGGGUCGGUACAGACAGCUUUCGCUUUAGUUCCCGGCCACGGGCGUCAUAUUCUGCGCUACAAGAAUGCCUUCAUUGCUGUCAACAGAGAGCGUGUUGGAAGAAGCUUCGACAAUACUGGCCAGCCUUUCGAGACUGUCAAGCUCACAACUCUCUACGCCUACCGCCAUGUCUUCGAAGACAUUUUCCGUGAAGCGCAAGCCAUGGCCAUGCAAAGGACUGAAGGCAAGACUGUGGUCUAUACCACCCGCAACAUGGGCUGGGAAGAAUCCGGACAGCCAAAGCGUCGGAGACCAUUCGAUUCCGUUGUGCUGGAAGAAGGUCUAUCUGAACGCAUACUGCAUGAUGUACAGGAUUUUCUCAACGCUCGAACCUGGUACCUUGAUCGUGGCAUCCCGUAUCGUCGAGGAUAUCUGCUUUACGGACCACCAGGUACAGGCAAGACAUCCUUCGUGCAAGCACUUGCUGGCGAGCUGGAUUUCAACAUUGCAAUGCUCAGCUUGAGUCAGCGCGGUCUGACGGACGACAAACUGAACCACCUUCUUUUGAAUCUGCCUGCGCGUACCCUCGUUCUACUAGAAGACGCAGACGCAGCUUUUGCCAAUCGCCGCCAGGUAGAUGGCGACGGGUAUGCCGGCGCCAAUGUAACAUACUCCGGCUUACUGAAUGCACUUGACGGUGUGGCUAGCGCUGAAGAGCGCAUCAUCUUGAUGACCACGAAUCACAUAGACCGACUGGACGAUGCCCUCAUUCGGCCAGGCAGAGUUGACAUGACGCUGUACCUCGGAAACGCUACAGAAUGGCAGAUGGCAAAGCUUUGGGAUCGCUUCUACGCCGAUAAGGAUCCCAGUGGCGAAGGCAGAGAUCGAUUCGUGCAGAAAGCGAAAGAACUGGACUUGGUCGGCAAUGUUAGCACUGCUGCAUUGCAAGGCCUGUUCUUGUACAACAAAGACGACGUGGAAGGAGCGAUUGCCCUUGUUGGUCAGCUUGCAGCACUUCGGCCUAGUCAGCAAUCUGCAUCUGAUGCUGGCUGAAUACUACCUUCUUCCUAUCACUGAUCCCAAAGUUGAGUUGGACCCACAAGACGCUUGUGCUUGGCCCGAAAGGUCGCCUCCGUCACGCCAAGUUUAGGACCCACGCGGCAGUCUUGGUAGGACUUCAACCUGCAAAUGUCGCGUGCUAUCGCUAGCACGCGGGUGCCAUUUGGCUUCCUGCAAAGCUGCGAUCGGAUGCUGAGGUCUUGAUAUCAGGCUUCGCCUCCUAGCACGCGACAUGAAUGGCCAC
Molecule: messenger RNA, 1749 nt
Organism: Cercospora beticola
Lineage: Eukaryota; Fungi; Ascomycota; Dothideomycetes; Mycosphaerellales; Mycosphaerellaceae
Gene: BCS1
Product: bifunctional AAA family ATPase chaperone/translocase BCS1
Biological process (GO): mitochondrial respiratory chain complex III assembly; protein insertion into mitochondrial inner membrane from matrix
Cellular component (GO): mitochondrial inner membrane
Molecular function (GO): ATP binding; ATP hydrolysis activity
Source: RefSeq, a predicted model, not a curated record